GCCGAAGGGUCUGCGGUCGGCACGCUCGGGAGGACGGAGCCGCCCCGCAAGGGAUGAAUGCUGCGAGGAGCGCUAGGCCCCCGCCGCGGUGGUCGGUGCCGGGGUGGGAGGCGCUGGCUUUACCGGCCCCUUGUCCUUCAGCCCGGCGGUGCUGUGGCCAGUCCACGGCCUCUGCCGCUGGGAAGGGAUGAGGGUUUCAAGGCAGGCAGUGCUCCCGUGUGCAGUAAAACGUGUGGAAGCAGCGGAUUCGCUUUCAGGGCUGUGCUGCAGGUUCCUGUACUGAGCUCUUGCGUGGGUGCCCACUCGGGUUUCCUCAGCAGCACCUUGGGGAGGGUCAGUAAGUGAGCACGAACCCGGCUCCGCCCUAGCGAGCGAGCCUGCGAGCACUUACAUGGUCGUGGAAGCAGUGGAAGUACAAAACCUUUAAUUACUUUAAUCCACCCGGCAGAAUUUCAGAAAACCAAAACCAAAAAAAAAAAAAAAAACCAAAAAACCAGAAUCAAAAAAACAAACUGAUGUCAGCAACGUCUUGUCCGAUAAGCUCGAGCGCCCCGCGGGCUCUGCUGCCGCGGUGGGAGCGCGGGGGCUGUGCCGCGGCGUGCCCGGCUCCCAUGGUGACCCAGGCAGGCGGCACUUCCUGCUGCCGCCCGGAGGAGGCGGGCCCGGCGGGCCCUGGCGCUGCUAAUGUUGCUGAAUAAGGCUUUGAAAUUCCUACCCAUGAAACUUUGCCUUUGUCUGGUCUCAAAACAGGUUUUAAAAACUAAAGGAAGAUGUCCUUUUUCCCCAAAAUUGUUUUCCAAUAUGAAGUUGAAGAGUAUCUCACCAAAGUGUUCAGAAAUAAUGAGCUUAUCACUGCUUUAGGUACACAGGAGGCAGAGAAAAAAUACCAAUCUCUCUUAAGUCAUCUAUCUCAUCCACCAGCUUUUACAACUGUAAGAGUAAAUACCCACUUGGCCUCAGUGAAACAUGUGAAAAAAUUGCUGUUUGAAGAGAUCCAGAAGCAAUUUAAAGGACUAUGUGUUCCAGUUCUCGAGCACCCAAAACUUCAGGACAUUUUACUAAUUCCUGUCAUUGGACCCAGGCGAGAUUUAAAAAAACAUGCAUCUGAAGUCAUAGUUGGAGCCCAGUGUGGAAAUGCAGUACUUCGGGGAGCACACGUUUAUGUCCCUGGAAUUGUAUCUACCUCAAGAUCUGUGAAAGCUGGAGAUCUGGUUUCAGUGUAUUCAGAUAUUGAAGGGAAAUGCAAAAGAGGAGCCAAAGAAUUUGAUGGAGUUAAAGUUUUCCUUGGAAAUGGAAUUUCAGAAAUCAGCCGCAGUGAAAUCUUCAGUUCAAGUGGCCCACUGAAGGGGCUGGGUAUAAGAAUGAUAGAGCCAGUCUACCUGAGUCCUUCAUUUGACAACGUGCUCCCUAGUCAUUUGUUUUUACAGAAUUUACCUUCUGUGGUUGUGAGCCAUAUUUUAAACCCUCAACCAGGAGAGAGAAUUUUGGAUAUGUGUGCAGCACCUGGAGGAAAAACAACCCAUCUUGCAACACUAAUGCACAAUCAGGGUGAAGUUAUAGCCAUGGACAAGAUAGCUAACAAGGUCAAGAAAAUCAAGCAGAAUGCUGAAUUGCUACAGUUGAAUUGCAUUAAGGCCUUUUGCUAUGAUGGAACAAAGGCCCUUUCAGUAGAGAAGAGAGAGGAUAAACAAGAAGGACCUCCAUUCUUACCAGAGUCAUUUGAUCGAAUUCUUCUUGAUGCUCCAUGUAGUGGGAUGGGACAGAGACCAAACAUGGCUUAUUCCUCAACUUUAAAGGAAGUGACCUCAUAUCAGCCACUACAGCGCAAGCUUUUCACUGUGGCAGUGAAGUUGCUGAAGCCAGGAGGUGUUUUAGUAUAUAGCACAUGUACAAUUACACUUUCUGAAAAUGAGGAGCAAGUUGCUUGGGCCCUGAAAACUUUUCCAUGCCUCCAGCUUCAUCCACAGGAACCUCACAUUGGAGGAGAAGGCAUGAAGGGAGCUGGACUAUCACUUGAUCAGCUGAAGCUGCUCCAGAGGUUUGAUCCAUCUGCUGUGACAUUGCAAGGAAUGGAUAUUAAUUCUUUGCAAGAUUCUAGAGAAGAUGACCUGAUUUCUUUGGCAAAUAAAGACUGUAUAGGAUUUUUCAUUGCAAAAUUUAUUAAAUCGAACAGUAAAUAAGGAUUUGGGAAUGCAACCUGAAAAAAUACCUCAGUGAGUCUAAGAACAGUUCAGACGUGAAGUGCCUUUCUUCCUGCUGCAAUGUUACCAAGCCAACGGGCUGACGGCAGGGUUGCUAUGGCAGCACUAAAAUCUGCCAGCUGUUCUGAUGGGAAAGAGCCACAGGUUGCAGCAAAGUCAUGGUUGGGGGAAGGGUAGUAGCAUUUGUAAGUCUGCCUCUGCUUUUGUAUUUACAGCAGGUCAGUGCCUGAAUGACAACUAUGAUCACUCAUAUUGCUGUCUG
This is a messenger RNA of Motacilla alba alba, 2463 nucleotides long. It is a transcript of the gene NSUN6, whose product is annotated as NOP2/Sun RNA methyltransferase 6. Gene Ontology annotation, biological process: RNA methylation. The record is from RefSeq and is a predicted model, not a curated record. Gene Ontology annotation, molecular function: methyltransferase activity; RNA binding. Bases 771 to 2180 code for a protein of 469 amino acids. The transcript is spliced from 13 exons. NCBI's taxonomy places the organism in Eukaryota, Metazoa, Chordata, Aves, Passeriformes, Motacillidae.